Molecule: messenger RNA, 1164 nt
Organism: Nicotiana attenuata
Lineage: Eukaryota; Viridiplantae; Streptophyta; Magnoliopsida; Solanales; Solanaceae
Product: protein PHLOEM PROTEIN 2-LIKE A10-like
Exons: 1
Coding region: 1-1164 (387 amino acids)
Source: RefSeq, a predicted model, not a curated record
AUGGCUCUGAAUUAUAUGGAUUUGAAUCAAAUAAAAAAGGAACCGGUUUAUACUCAAAAGAAUAAAAACUUGAUUGUUGCUUUGGGAGCUCUAGGUGUCACUGGUUUUGGCGCAUACAAAGCUUAUAACUCACCUUCUAUGGCUUUAAAAAGGGAAAGAUUGUUGAAGCUUGUUGAUACAGUUGUUUCUUUAGCUGAAAUGGUAUCUGAUUCUGCUGAUGCAAUUGGGAUUCUCUCAAGAGAUCUAAAGGAAUUUAUUCGAUCAGAAUCUGAUCAAAUUCCUAGAAGCUUAAAGCAGAUUUUAAAGAUUCCUCAGUCAGAUGAGCUUUCAGAAUCUGUUGUUAAGGUUACUAGUGCUUUGACUAUUGGAUUUCUCAAAGGUUACCAGCAAGAAACAGAGAGAACUGGUUCUGGUUUGUUUGACCAAAUCCUAAAUAAACUGUUUUCUGAUGCAGGGAGUGGUUUUGUUUCUGUAAUUGUGGGAAAUUUUGCUAGAAAUUUUGUACUGGCUUUUUAUUCUCUUAAACAGAGUUCAGAUAUUGAAUACUCUGUUCCAGUAUGGGUUGGUGCUAUAUUCCAGGAUAAGUUCAGAGAAUUGAUCGGAAAUUGUGUACAAUUAUUUGUAAGCACUGCCGUUACUGUUUAUCUUGACAGGACAAUGCAUAUCAACACCUACAAUGAGAUAUUCACUGGGUUGACAAAUCCCAAGAACGAAGCUAAAAUGAGAGAAAUGCUAAUGACCAUAUGUAAUGGUGCAGUAGAAACUUUUGUCAAAACUUCUCAUCAAAUUUUGACAAGUACAGAUAUGGAUUCAGCUUCUUUUUCAGUUAAUAGCUUCAAAGAGAAACAAUUUUUGGAUGAGGAUCAGGAUACUGAGUGGAUGGAUAAAGUAUCAAAUGCUUUGAUAGUGCCAUGCAAUAAGAGGUUUAUUCUUGAUUUGAGUGGGAGAGUUAUUUUUGAGUGUGUUAAAUCUUUUGUGGAGUUUCUACUGGAAAAGUUAUACGAGUGUUUGAGAAGAUAUGUAGAUUUUAUCAAUGAGGAGGUUGUUGACAGAACUACUCAAGUUUAUAGGUGUGUGAGUGUGAAGUCCUCUGCUGUUAUUAGCUUAUGCCUUAGUUUGUGCGUAGACAUCUUGAAUGGUCCUUGGAUUUUGGUUCUUACUUAA